Molecule: messenger RNA, 1038 nt
Organism: Plasmodium fragile
Lineage: Eukaryota; Apicomplexa; Aconoidasida; Haemosporida; Plasmodiidae
Exons: 2
Coding region: 1-1038 (345 amino acids)
Source: RefSeq, a predicted model, not a curated record
AUGAAAAAAAUAUUCGGGCUCCCUUUAAUUAGAAUUCUUACACUUAGCGCCUUAGUAUGGGUAACUCCCAAUUGUUAUGGGUCGACUAAUUUGUGGGAAUCAUGGGAACACCGAAUAAACUUAAAUAAAAAGUUAGAUGUAAAGAAUAGCAGGUUAUUAUGUGGAAGACACGAACAUUUUGCACAUAGGAGAAAUGUAAAUUUAAAAGGAAAAAAAUAUAAUGUGUUAGAAGAUGAGGAUCAUUAUGGAAGAGGAUCCCUAAAUAAAACGAAGAAUAAACCUAAUGCUCGGGAUGAAAUGCAAGAUAUGAGAUUUCGUGACAAACCUGAUAAAUCAGGAUCCAGAAAGAAACGUGGUGGACAUUUUGAGAAAAGAAAGGAUAAGUUCAUAAAUGAAAAAAUUAAUACAGGAUCCAAUGCUAGUACUUAUGGUAAUGAAGAUGAUAAUUUUCUUAAGGAACCAGAGGAUGGUUACUAUAGAAGAGAAGAAAAUGUUGAUUAUUGGGAAGGACUCAUCGAAUGUAAGGAACUACCAAGUAAUGAUGUUCAUGAAAUACAGAAGAAGCCAGAAGUAAGUAAUAAAGAUUUAGUAAACCUUCCCGUACCACCAAAUAACAAGGAUCUUCAAGUGGCGGAACACUACGAUUAUUACCGUAUAAAGAAAUGCAUAUGUGAUAAAUUCAUAAAUCUACUUAGCAAAAUAGAUAUACAAUUUCAAAUAGAGUUUAUGCGUUACAUAAAAGCAAAGAAUUAUUCUGCAGAACGUGAAUUUUUGGAGCUUCGAAGUAGAAAAGACAAGAUUUUUUAUUAUUUUAGGAGGCACAAGGUAUUUUUGCCACUUAUAAUACAAGCUAAUAUUUUUUCUGUAUUUUUACUGUUGUUCCUUUCGACAAGUUUUGCAUCCGUUGCAAUGGCCAUAAUGUCUAUUAUUACAGGUCAAUUCCUGUUAUAUAUGAGCUACUAUUAUUUAAAAGGAUAUAUUAGGAUAAGAAAAAUGCACAGAACUUUCAAAAAACAUGGUGUUAUAAUGGGAAAAUGA